Triticum urartu is the source of this 2391-nucleotide messenger RNA. RefSeq lists its product as uncharacterized. Gene Ontology annotation, molecular function: nucleic acid binding; zinc ion binding. Lineage: Eukaryota; Viridiplantae; Streptophyta; Magnoliopsida; Poales; Poaceae. The record is from RefSeq and is a predicted model, not a curated record.
CGAGGCAGGGCCACGGUUUCUUCCAUACCUUUUAACCCUAGCAGGCACGACUGGCACAGUACCACUACCGCACCGGCCUUCUCCCACCCAAAACAACCACCCCCUCGCCGUCCCAGCGCCUCCGCGUGCCCCUACGCCGACGCCUCCCUCGCCGGCCCACUCCGCCGACGGCGGCCUCCCUCCCUCACCCACCGCCCUGCUCCCGCCCCCUCGCCCCUCGCCGCCAGAUCCGUCCGUCCUCCGCGCCCUCUCCCGCUCGGGCAUCGGCAGAUCUGCGCGGGCGGCGGCCCACCCCACCCCGACGCUCCUCCCCGAGCCAUGGAUCAAGUUAUGGUGAGUCCAUCACCAAGCGCCAGCAGCGGCAGUGGCAAGAGCGUGGGUAGGGCCAAGAGCAGGAGCAGAAGCAGAAGCAAGAGCAAGAGUAGGAGCAGGAGCAGGAGCAGGAGCAAGAGCAGCACCAAGAGUAAGAGCAGGAGCAGGAGUAGGAGCAGGAGUCGCAGCCGGAGCAGGAGCCGAAGCCCUCGGCGAGAUAGGCUGCGCAGUGAACGUUCAUCCCGCCGCAGCCGUAGCCCACCUCGUCGUGGUCGUAGUCCUCCUCGUCGCAGCGAACGUCGUAGCUACAGGGAUAUUAUUUGCAAGAACUGCAGGAGACCUGGCCACAUUGCUAGGGAUUGCCCAUCUGCUUCUACCUGCAAUAAUUGUAAUCUUCCAGGGCACUUUGCAGCAGAAUGCACUUCCAAAACAGUUUGCUGGAACUGCAAGAAGUCUGGGCACAUUGCCACUGAAUGCAAGAACGAGGCCUUGUGCCACACUUGCAGCAAGACGGGGCAUAUGGCGCGCGACUGCCCCGCCUCAGGGUCCAACGCCAAGCUAUGCAACAACUGCUUUAAGCCGGGACACAGCGCGGUCGCCCCCCCCACCCCCCCCCCCUGCAACAACUGCCGCCAGCCCGGCCACAUAGCCCGCGAGUGCAAGAAUGACCCCGUCUGCAACCUCUGCAACGUGUCGGGCCACCUGGCCCGCGCCUGCCCGAAGACGACGACCCUGGCCUCGGAGAUCCAUGGUGGGCCCUUCCGCGACAUAUCGUGCCGCAUGUGCGGCCAGCCAGGCCACAUCAGCCGCAACUGCAUGGCCACCGUCAUCUGCGACACCUGCGGCGGCAGGGGCCACAUGUCAUACGAGUGCCCCUCGGCCAGGGUCUUCGACCGCGGAGUCCGCCGGUUCUGAUGGAUUCAGGGGGUGGCCCCGGCGCCUGAAGCACCCCGCCCUUGUUCCGUUCGUUGGUUGGUUCAUGUUUUAGAUAGCUUUGGCGUACGACGCCGAAACCGUUUUUCGCUUGGUCGGUGCACGCUCUUCUUGCCCCCUGGGUGUUGGUUGUUGUGGAAUGAGUGUUUAUGGUGUAGCUUUGUAACUCUGCUGAACUAGGCCGAGAAAGAGUCGUUUAUAUGAACUGCCAUGGUUAGACCAGAUUAUAUCAAUGUGACACGCUUUCGAGUUUAUCUGAGGAGCUGGUUUCGUUGCCUCGGUCUGCCUGCCUCGUGCUCUGCUGAGUUGAAAGUUUCGGAGGUUUGUUGGAUGCGUGCCGUGUUACUGGUGGGGGUUGCAGAUGUUGACUGUCCUCGGCGGUGAUGGCUUUCUUUGCUGUUUCUUCAUACAUAUUUUACAUCAGGAACAAGAAAAUUUGGCAGCCUUUGAGAUGAUACCGAGCACAUGGGGCUCAUUUUGUUCCUGCAGUUGGAACGAGGGAUUCCAGAGGAAAGUUCCUUGUAGAUGUACUCGAUUUGUAGGAAACGAGCAGAACAAUUUCCAUCGAAAUACAGUUCAUUUCCUGUGUUUUGGGCUGUCGGCAACUGCCGUACUAAAAAUCUUAUACUCCUUAUGGUGUGAAAAUUGAUCUACGCAGCUUCAUGAUUUCAAGUGUGAAUUUUUGGAAUAUGGGGGGAGAAAUUCUUGUUGUCUGGUGGUCUGAUAAAUGAUUGGACCCGAACAAGGGUUUGCAUUCACAGGCCACAAGCAAAGCACUAAAGUAAUGUAGCGUACAAAUGCUGAAUGCUUUGCCUCAUGUCCAUUGCUUUCUCUCGGCAUCAUGGUCGCCAUCAGCAUCAUAUCCUAUUUAUAUAGUAGUACACAUUUCAACUGUUUAGCAGUCAAAAGAUGUUGGUGCGGUUGGUAGAGCACAGCACAGCAAGAGAGCUAACACACGUAACAGAAAUUUCACCCGACAAAAAGACACGGUAGAGAUCAUAUCCAACAGAUAUGCAGAUAGACUGCCAUGCUGAAUUACACACCAGCCUUGUGACGAAUCCAAACAGAACAUUUAAUUAUUUAUAACCGUAACUUGGAAGAACAGUGCAGUGCAGCAGCAUAAGGCCCGGCAUAUAAAUGGGCAGA